Molecule: messenger RNA, 12632 nt
Organism: Zeugodacus cucurbitae (melon fly)
Lineage: Eukaryota; Metazoa; Arthropoda; Insecta; Diptera; Tephritidae
Product: chromosomal serine/threonine-protein kinase JIL-1
Exons: 11
Coding region: 1064-5734 (1556 amino acids)
Biological process (GO): protein phosphorylation; regulation of DNA-templated transcription
Molecular function (GO): ATP binding; protein serine/threonine kinase activity
Source: RefSeq, a predicted model, not a curated record
AACGGAAUACGUGAUGACAUUGCAUCGGCUGACAUUCGAAGUUUGUGUGCAACGAAGAAGUGUGUAAGGUGAAAAGGCAUUUUAAAAAUAACUACGCAGUGUGUCGGAGUGGAUGUCACGUCGUCUAGUUCGUGCAUCUUCGUAGUGUGAAUUUUAAAGAAAAUCGUGAAAAAUUCUAAGCAAAUAUAUUAAUUUAAUAUCGUUUAACGAAAACGUUCAAAUGCGAAUGCGUAAACAAGGUUUGCCAAAAUUGUUGCUGAGCAAAGGUCGUAUCUCGAGUUCGGUGAAAUCGUGUUUGGUGCAUAGAUAAUGCAAGUGAGUUGCUGCUGGUAUAUAGUCAAUGGAUAAAAUGGUUCAAAAAAGUGAAAAAUCUGUGCGAUAUUGUAAAUAUUGAUACAGCGAUUAACUACAUAAUCUAAAAAAUGAAUUAUUAACUUUAAAAAUUAAUAAUCCUCCAUGAGAAUAUAUAAAUCUGUGGAUAUACUUAUCAACGUAUGGAUUAACUACUCAAAUAAUUAAAGAUAACACACAGUUUUGAAAAAAUGGGCACAACCGCAAAUGUGUUGACAACUACAAAAACUUGUAUAAAAUCAGUGGCAGCUAAUACAGAAGUAGCCUCACAAAAAUACGCGACAAGUUGACCGCAACUUUUAUAAACAAUAUUUCGACGCGCUAGCGCAAUAUCCCUCCCACCGUGUUUUGUGCUUCUUUUGAAAAUUAUGAAAUAUCUUUUUCCAUCAUAAGCUACAACAAUAUUCUCCUUAUUAUCCCAACAUUUAUAAUCCCUUGUGAAGUUAAACAAUCGAGGCCGAUUUUAUGUACAUGUAUUUAGUGCUACUAUUUUAGUGCGACUAGCUUGCCAUUCGGAAUAUAACCAUCGAUUGUCAAAAGUUGUACACGAAUAAAUGUCACAAUUGAAAAUAUAAAAUUCAUAAAAACUUUUUCUUAAACCAUUAAUUCAAAAAAAAAAAAAAUUAACACGAAACUUAUAAACUGAAAAUCUUACCAAUUUACAAGUAAACAAAUACAUUACAACGGCACAUUUUAUAAACAUCUUGACACAAUGAGCCGUUACUAUACCAACAAUACGGGCGGUAGCAGUACCAAAGCCCUGAAUUUGACCGCCAGUGCCACUGUCAAAAAGAUGGGCACCCGACGACAAGCUGACCACGAAAGCGGGUUCUAUGAACAGAGUGCGGAUGAUACACAUUUUACUGGUGGUGGUGGGAAGCGUACCCGCCAAUCUUCUGCUGAGCAGCAUAUGAAUGGGGGGCGAAGCAAGCGUCAGAAGGUAAAUAUGGGCACAACGCAGCCAAUUGGUGCUCAUAUGGGUGUACAAAGCCAAAGUAAGUACUCAAGACAGGGUGCAAUGGCAACUAAUAGCAAGCAAGAUCAACGCAAUCAAUACUAUAUCAAUAACAAUAACAAUGGGAGCAAACGUUAUGCACAACCUCAGAUGCCUCAACAACAAUCGCAACAUCAACAAGUCAGUAGCUCUACGUCAAAUAAAAAGACAACUGCUAGCAACAAUAAUAACAAUAAUAUAAAUAACAAUAAAAACAAUUAUUAUGUGCAACUUACUGCAAAAAUGAAUGCAUUACCAGUGGCAGAGACCAUCGAAGUGCCGGACAGCAGUGACAGUGAUAAUGAUGACAAAGCUAAUAGAAAAGCGGAAGGAGUUCAUAAGGAUCGUGUGGCUAAUGGCGGAGGUGUUAGUAGUGGAAUGCCAACACUCAUUGUUAGCGGCAGUAGUAGCAGUAACAGCAAUAGUAAUAGUCAAUUGGUUGCCUCCCAUUCACAACACCAGCACCCACAGAACAAAUACAAGUAUGAGCAACAACAUCACCACCAACAGCAGCAACAACAACAAAUGAGCGUUAAUGGUGCAAGUAGCAGUGGUCAAGCGUCGAGUAAAAAUAGGGAAAGCAAUCGCAAAGCUGAACUCUCCAACGGUAACAACAAUGUGGAAUUAGAACGUUUGCAACGUGAAAUCGAAGAAGUUACACAAGUUCAUUCCAAAUGUACAGCAACGGAAGAGGAAAAAGUGAAUUUGUCACAUUUCAAACUGAUACGCGUACUUGGAACUGGGGCUUACGGUAAAGUGUUUCUGGUGCGUAAGAUUGGUGGUCAUGAUGAUAUGACAUUGUAUGCCAUGAAGGUGUUAAAGAAGGAUACGGUGGUGCAAAAGAAGAAGACAGCCGAACAUACCACAACCGAACGACAAGUUCUCGAGGCUAUACAACAAAGUCCAUUCCUAGUUGGCAUGCAUUAUGCAUUCCAAACAGAUUCGAAAUUAUAUUUAAUUUUGGAUUACGUCAGUGGCGGUGAACUCUUUACGCAUCUCUAUACAGCCGAACAUUUCUCGGUGGCAACCGUACGCAUUUACAUUGCCGAAGUGGUGCUCGCCUUGGAGCACCUGCACAAAUUGGGUAUUAUAUACCGUGAUAUAAAACUCGAAAACAUUUUACUAGACGGACAGGGACACAUAGUGUUGGCCGAUUUUGGUUUAUCAAAGAUAUUCGAACCCGAUUCGGAUCAUCGUGCGCACAGCUUCUGCGGUACAUUAGAAUAUAUGGCACCAGAAAUCAUACGCGCUGGUGCUACUGGACAUGAUCUCGCUGCCGAUUGGUGGUCUGUGGGCGUGCUCACAUAUGAAUUGCUCACUGGCGCCUCGCCUUUUACCGUUGUCGAACAACAAAACUCUCAAGUCGACAUUUCACGUCGCAUACAAAAAGUCGACCCAGUGCUGCCAUCCACAUUGAAUGAUACAGUCAAAGACUUUAUAUUGAAAAUGCUGCAUAAGGAUCCCAAAAAGCGUUUAGGUGGUAAUAGCAAAAAUGCUGCCGAAAUCAAAAAGCAUCCCUUCUUCAAAGGUAUCGACUGGGAUGAGUUGAAGAGCAAAAGGCGAAAAGCGCCCUUCAAACCCAACCUAGAUAGCGAAGAUGACACGCAAAACUUUAGCGAGGAAUUUACCAAACAACCAGUGAUUGAUUCACCCGCUCCGGUUCCUGUUAAUACGCAUAGAUUGUUCCGCGGCUACUCGUAUGUGGCGCCGCAACACUUGAAACCGCGCAAAGCGCUGCAAAAUGCCUAUGACAUUGAGUAUUGCAAAGACCCCGUGAUGAAUCCAACAAAUAGUCCGCCCACGCUGCAAUUGGGUAGCGUUUUGAGCAAUGGCAGCUUCGGCAGCUGUUACAAACUCACAGACACCGAAAAACACUGCAAUCACGUGGUUAAAGUGGUGUCGGAAAAAUUAUAUCGCCCUGCCGAAGUUGAUGCUCUGAGAUCGUGUAAACAUCGGAAUAUCUGUAAAUAUAUCGAUACCUAUCGUAAUGGCUUGAGCUUUUGGAUUGUGAUGGAGCAUGUGGCUGGCGGUGAGUUGCAACAGUUGGUGCAUGCGUCUGGUGGUCUCUCUGAGUCACAAUGCUGUGAUAUUUUCCUACAAAUUUGUGAUGCUGUGCAAUAUUUGCACGCGAAGAAUUUCAUACAUGGCGAUCUAAAACCGGAAAAUAUAUUAUUUACCGAUACGCAAAUGAAACGUAUCAAAUUGGUGGACUUCGGCUCGGCCAGCUACAACUCAAAAGCUGAAAAUUGGCAAGAUGUGCCCCGUUAUACACUCGACUAUGCGCCACCUGAAAGUCUGGUAGAUCCACACUGCACCACGUACUCCAAAGCCUAUGACGUGUGGAGUCUCGGCGCCACACUUUACGCCAUGUACAUGGGUCAUCCGCCGUUCAGACGCAGUCAGAGUGAGCAAAUUCCUGAACGUGUCGUGCGACAACGUAUAAUUGAUGGCGAAGUGCAAACCAAAUCGCAGCGUUGGAAGAGUGCCAAACCUGCAUUGAGGCAACUAAUUGUAGACUUCUGUUUGCAACGGGAGUCCGCGAAGCGUGCGUCCAUCGAAGGAUUGCUGGGACAUCAAUUCCUGUUCGCCAAAUUCGAUGCAUUGCAAAAGGUGCUGCGUCGUUUGAAUCGUCAACAAACUGAAGAAAUUGAAACCUCUGAUGUUGAUGAUGACGACGACAAUGAGGAUGAGGAUGAUGAAGAAGCGGUUGCCACUGAACGGGAUGAGGAUGAGAAUGUAGCGGUAGCCUUAACGACGGAAGAGUGCGCUACUGUGAUGAAUGUGGAUGAACUCAUAGGCGAUAAUAUGAGUGUGGAGGGUGCUGAUGCAAAUGCUUUGUACGAAGAUGUGGAAAGUGACAGUGUUGAACAAAAUGAAGUGGUCGGUACAGAGGAAAUAGCUGAAGAAAUAGAAGAACUGCAACCAGCAGUGCUGGAAGCAACAGAUGAACUGGACAAUUGUAGGGAAUGGCAGCAAGUACAGGCGCAACAACAAGCCAGCUCGUCACACGAAUCCGACACGCAAUCGACACACAACCGUCUCGAGUCAGAGGGUGACCAAACGAGCGGUCUAGGCCGUAGUAAAUCCUCCGAUCACACACUGAUCGAACGGCAGACAUUGAGUGUAACUAGUUUGAAUGGACUGGAAGCGAGUGGAGAACCAAUUGAGUGCGGUGAACUCAUUGAACUUGAGUGUGUCACUAGCGAAAAGACUGUAAGCGCCGACGAACUGAACGACAGCAUGUUAGAGGGAUGCAUGGAAGUGUGUGGAUUUGCUGGUUUCGAUGAGGACGAAAUUAUAGAGCGUAAAGUGAACUAUAUUGAUAUACUACUAGCACAGAUUGAGCAGAAUAAGACUGCUACAGUUGAUAUUGACGAAGAAGAUGAAAUAGAAAAUGUGGCAGCGCCAAUGAAGACUGAACCAGUCGUUGAAAAGACAAAUGGAAAUAUAAGUGCAAUUAAGAAAAACGCUGGUCUUAAAGCCAAGCAAGCGUUGAACGAACUGAAAACUAAUGAUAUGAAUAACGAAACCAAUAAGACGAAUAAUAAAAUGGCAAAACCGUUGGAGGCAAAUGAACAAGCGCAAGAACCGCGCACGAGAAACACAAAGCAACGAAAUGUAAAACAAUUGCGCUCGAACAAGCAAUUGGCGGCUAAGAAAACAAAGACUGGUGCUAGAAGAAAAGAAGCAGUGGUGGACGCACAGGAGGAGAGCGCUUUAAUGCCUAGCACUGAUGUAAAAGAAGACGAAAUACGCAUUGAAAAAGACAGUUGUAGUAGCAGCAGCAGCAAACCUGAGCUGUCAUUGGCAGCCGAAUCCAAAAUCAUACGAUCUCGCCGCAAUCGACGCAGUUUGCGCUUACCCACGUACGAUGAUGAAAACAACUGGCUGGGUGUAACAACGCAAAUGCGUGCGAAACAUGCGCAACGUUUCAAAACACGCUAUCGCCUCUUCACGCUUUUGCUAUUUAGCACACAAAAUGCAUUGCGUCAUUUCAAAAUCGAACGCCGCUACUAUGAAUAUCAAACACCACAGACGAGUGAAACUCAGGAAGAGGACAAUGCAAAUACCAAUAAUACAGAAGAUGUAGAUGACAUAAAAAGGGAAAAUACUGCAAGCGUACAAAGUGAUAGGCAAGCCAGCAGCAGUGACGACAGUAAGGAAACGCUGCAAAAGCAAAAAAAUGGCGAACUCAUUACACCCAUAUCGAAAUCGACCUUCAAGACCAUGCCGAAAUUGGAAAAAGAAACACGUUACAAUCGCGGCCAAAGUCGAAAUGAGAUUGCCAAGCAUGAGAGUAACAUUAAGGAUGUUGUACCUUCGACAGCUGUACAUUUAGUGCCGGUUGGCACGCUUCGCACGUUGCGUCAACGUCACGUAUACAAAUGAUUGGCGCAUCUAUUGCGCAUUAUGGUGGAUCUAGAAUUCAUAGUGGGCUAUAGAUAUGGUCAAUAUUACAUAUUUACUUUUCACAUCUUUAUAAGUUAUUUUUGUAAAUUCAAUUAUGUUCUAAUUUAAAGCCAGCGGGAAUAAUAUGGCGAUUAUUGGCUUUGCCUGUAACAGAGAAGAGUACAUUUUAAAUGCGUUGAAAACUUUAAAUUCUUUAAACUUUAGUAUUAUGCAAAUCACAUUUUAAAUGAUUUUAACCAGUGGCAUAUGAUUACUUUUUGAUUCUAUCUAGUAUCUAGUAAGAAUGAAAUAAUUUAGUUGCUAUUUUCAAGUCUAACUAACUAAAUUGUGAAAAUCUUUUUACAGUUAAAUGGAAUCUUUAUAUUUUUGAUUUUACAUUAUUGUAUAUAAUGGAUUUUCUACAUUGAAACACAGCUGAGGCGAUUUAAUACUGUUUGGUUUAGUACGUUGUUGUUGUAUUACUUCAACUGUGGUAAAUUAUUUAAACUGGGUGCAGUGAUCGAAGGAAAAAGCUCAGGUAUAAAUAUAAAACCAUAAAAACACUGCACAAAUCGCAAUUAGAAAUUCGUUUACUAUAAUUUCAAUUUUUUUGUUGUUGUUUUUUUAUGAAUAUUACUAAAAUCUGUUUUACUUGACAACGCAUUUAAUUACUCUUCUUGUUACAUGCGAAGUGUUUUUUUAUUUUUUUCUGUAUGUAGCAACACUAAUUGUCAUAUUUUAUUGCAAGUACUAAAACGGUAAUUAGUAUAUAAUGUAAUGAAUACAGCGUUGAAAAGCUUAUUGUACCUAUAGUUCAAUUUAAACGAUAUUUAAAGAUGUGAGCAAUAAAUAUAUAAAAUUUAAAUAAUAAUAAUAACAUAAAUUAAUAUACCGAAGAAACGUGAAAACAAAAGUUAUGAUGAUGAUGAUGAUGACUGCUAUUAAAUAAAUAAGGAACAAAUGCAUAUUUUUUUAGUAAUAGUUAAUUGAGAUGAAUACGAGUAUAUAUACAUUUUUAACUCAAUGAAAAUAUUUGCACGAAACCAAAAACAAAAACAAAAUGAAGUUAUAAAUAUGCAUAUAUGUAUAAGCAAAAGCGAAAGCAAAAGCAACACAGCUGAAGUGGAGAAUAUGCGCCAAAAUAAUAUGAAUGGCGCCAUUAUAGCCAACAAACAAAAACAAAAACCGAUGUGUUUACUAUAAUUUCCAUUAAUGUUUAAUGCAAAAGCAAAUGUAUACAAUUUGCGCUUAAUUUUAGUGACAUACGAGGUAUAAUACAUACAUACAUAUAUGAAACAUAGACAUAAAAAUUAAAAAAAAAAUAAUAAUAAUAAUAUUUUAGCUAAACCAAAACAGUUUUACGUGUCUACAACACAAAAAAAAAAAAAUACACUAAACAGCAAACGGAAUAGACAACAACAUACAUAGUACAUAAUUUUAGUUUGUAAUUUAAGAAAUGAAUAUUCAUUAUUAAAUGCAUUAACAAAAAAAAAAUUAAUAAAAAGUCAAAAUUGAAUAUAUUUAGCAAACGAUUAUAAAGUUAUUUAAAUCAUGGCCACUAAACAGAUACGUAUGUACUAAGUCUAAGUGAAAUGAAGUGAAGUGUACUUUUCAAAUUGUUUUCAAAUGCAUAAUGUAAUGGCGUUAAUUGAAUUACAAAAUGUAAAUGCUAUUAUACUAGUGCAUAUUUGUAGCGUAAAUGCAACACUUGCUUAUGAAAUCUUAAAUAAUCGUUAUUUUUUAAAGCAACCUUAAGCAAAUGAGGUUAAAAGUAAAACUAUGUUUAGUUUACACCAUAGAGAAUGCUGCGAAUUUAAAAUACUAGCUCAGUUUGUUAUAACCAAUGCGUGUUUUGAAUGAAUACACAUUUAGUAGUACACAUUUUAUUUUUUUUUUUUUUGAUUUUGUUAAUAAAUAUAUUAACAUUUUCUUAAUUAAGAACUUAGUCGAAACAUAUGUAUGUAUUGUCAUGUAAAAGCGUAAAAUGAGCUUAACUUAGAAAUUUGUACGAAAAUUGAAAUUCCAACAUUUUACUAAAUUUUCAAAAUCAUUUUAAAGAAAUGCUGACUGUUAAAUAAUUAUAUAUACCAAUCUUCAUAGUAUAUUUCUGUACUUCAUAUUAAAUUUGUUCGCUUUUAAUUUUUUUUUUUCUUUUUUCCUAUGAAUUAAAUAUUGCUAAUAUCGUUUUCGCAACACACACUUCAAGCCAUGUUUCUUUAAAUGCCCACAAAUCUACCAACAGCUGACGACAUUGAGCCAUUUUUGGGUGCAUCAGUUUCUCACGGAAAUUUUUCAAUGUCUUAGGCUCCACGCACACUGGAUUAGUCAAAAACGUCUUUGACUAAUAAGAAACAAAAAUGUAUUUUGCUCUAGCCCAAACCAAACGAGCAUGCGCUUUUGUCUCGUCUUGUUCGGUGUGGGUUGUCACAUAUGAAGCUAUGGGAUGUUGUCAUAUCAGACAAGAAAAGACGUUUUGACUAGUCCGGUGUGGGUUGAGUCUUAAUCGGUAAUGUUCACCUGACUGCAUUUUACACAAAAAACUACUAAGUUUUACUUCAGCAAUUAAAAAAAACAGUUACACUAUUUUAUGAAGCUUUGUACAUAUGUAUGUAUGUAUAUCCACAUAUAUGAUGCCUAGUUCUAAUACUAUUUAUAAAUAAGUCAAUCACAGAAAAAAAUUAUAAUUUUUAACACAAAUAUUAUUGAAUUCUUUAAUAUUGAGUGAAGUCUAAAAAAUUGAGUUUCGCAAUUGAAAUUUGAAAAAAAUAAAAAUAAAAAAUAUAUAUACAAAGUAUCAACUAACUAAAUAUAUUAACAAAGCCAGUGUGUUUGCGUCCAAUGGUCGGAGAAAAAACAUACAUAAAAUAAUUUCCUAGCUCAAAUCACGUAAAUUUAUUUAGUCUAGUUAAUUUUUUUUGUUUUUGUUUAUAUUAUAUAAUUAAGUAUAAAUUCUAGUAAAAUAUUAAAAGAAAUUACCAAAAUAUGCACGCAUAUAACUACUACUGAAUUACAACAAUUUACCCAAGCGUAAUACAAUGUUUAUCUUUUGUUUCAAUUUACAAUUUACUUAUUAUUAAUAUUAUUAUUAUAAAUUUUUUUCAGUUAACCGAAUUUUGUUUAUAUGCAAAUAAGUUGAAUUUAGCUACAUUUGUUCGUUUUUAGCUUUAAUAUAAAUUUGAUUGUAAUAUUUUCUUCUAUUUAAGUAUGUUCGCAUUACAUUUAACACAAUUUAAUUAAUUAAAAAGAAAAAACAAAUACUUUUAACGCCAAUUAUCUUACUCAACUACAAAAUAUAUACAUACAUAUAUAUACAUGUAAUACAAGAAUAAUGAUAAAAGUUAUAUAUUUUGUUUUACUUUACUUUAAAUUACUUGCAAGCGCGAAAAAAAACUACAACGCAUUACUUAAAAAUAAAUUUUGUUUUGAAAAAUUUUAAACUUGUGUUUAUUUCAUUAUUUGCAGUAUUUUUAUUGUUUUUUUAUUUAAUGAUUUAAAUAUGCUACAUUUCAUUGCUCUACACAGUUUUGGAAGUAGAGCACUGAGAGUUUGUUGGGGAGUGUUCUUGGUCUAAAAAUCUACUUAUGUCAUGAAACACCGAAACUGACAUUUUAGAUAACUUUUUAUGCACAUAACGGUAAUUUUUAAAAUUUAAUUUUCCACUUUUUAAUUUUUGCAACGUGACCACUUUUUCUUUAUGAUUUUAGAAAAAUAUCAAAAACACUGAAAAAAGUUUUGUUUCCAAAAAACGCCUAAAUGUAUAUUAAAUAAAUUUAAAAAACAAAAAUAUAAAAUUUAAAACUUUUGAGUUAUCUAAAUUGUUGCCAAAAUAGGCUACGCAGCCACUAUAGGGAAAUUGUAUAUAAAUAAAAUAUAUUUAUGUAUAAGCUUACAAUUCUAAUUUGCAUAAAUAAACAAAAAAAAUAACAGUGAUUAUAUAUCAAUAAUAUGCUAUAUAAUAUAAGCAUAAAUCAUAAAAUAAUAGUGGAAUAACAGUAAAAUUAAGUAAAAUAUGAACAUUGAUUAAAAAAACAGGACAGCAAUCAAAAUCUGUAUAAACCAACCAUACCAUACCAUACCAUAUAUUUUUUUAAUUAGUAAAGAAAUACAGUAAAUACAUAAAUAACCAACAAAUAAUAUAGUAUAAAUGCACACACACAGACAUACAUAUUUGUGUGUAAAUCCUGCAAACAAUUAUUAAUUCCUGAAUACUUGAAUUCCCCUUAAGGUUUCCAUUUUUUAUGUAUGUAUGAGUAGGAAAAGGUGUACCGAGCGCUUUAGAUAUUCAUGUACCCGUUUGUAUAGCCGAAUUACUAAAACACAGUUUUUUUAAGAAUAUAAAAAUGCAUAUCGGAGUUAAAAUAUGAAACAUAACCUAAGCAACAAAUGCAACUUCGAAAAAAGUCUAAUAAUUAAAGAAAAAUAAUAUCACUUGUAAAAGUAAAUAUUUGUUCACACAUACAUAAAUAUAUGUAUAUUAUGUAUGUAUUUAAGUAAACAAAGAUAAGGUAAAGCAAAACAUUUAUAAUUAAUGAUGCCUUUAAAUUAAAGUUGCCUUAUAUCAGAGACAAAAUAAAUUGAAAAUGAAAAUAAAAACAAAAACAAAACCAAAAUAAACAAAUGUUGCCACAGUGCAGCGUUUGCGCAAACUUUUUUGAUACAAUUAUCAAAAAAUAAAUAAUAAUAAAUUAUACAUGUAAUGAAAGCCCACAUUGAUGAAAUAUUAUGGAAAAUCAUUUACAAGAUUUUCAGAAUUAUUUUAAAUGAGGAAUUAAUUUAAAUGGUAAUAAAUGUGGAAUAUUUGUUUAGCUAUAAAUACAGACAUAAUUUCAAUAUUACAGACACAAAUAUAUUUGACACAUAUAUAUAAAAGGAAUGUCGCUUCAGAUAUCCUUAAGGCAGUAGUCUAAAAAAAGCGUUUUUUCAGCAAUUUUUUUUUUUGAAAGAGAAGGAAAUGAUUGCGGUGAACGGAAUUUUAAGAUAGUGUACUAUAUUUAAGGCUUAAAAAACAGUAUUUAUUAUUAAAAAAUAUUGAAAUUUUUUCAAAGUUGUAGUAUUGACCGCCUGGAGUCUGCACUUGUAAAUCGGUGCCGGUGACGGAGGUCGUGCGAUGCAAAGUCGAACCAAAUUUUUUUUUAAUUUUUAUAAGUUUCUUAUCCUUAAGUACUAAAAAAAUACCGAAGAAGCUAUACAAUUCCAAAUUUUUUCGAAGUUUGAAAAAAAAAUUGACUUUAAGUUGCAAAUUAAGUAGUUUAAAUAAUACUUUUGUCCAACUUUUUUAGUUCAAAUAAAAGAUAUUUUAAUACUGAAGCUAGAUCACUUUGGUUUUUUUCGAUCGGACAUAUAUUCUUUUUGCUAUAGCCGGCACCGUUAUCUAACACUUGUUACAAUGAAAACUCGAGAAAACGCGCUUUAAGCAUUCGCACCUGCUCGACGCUCGGCCACUAAAACUGCUCUAGCUUCGAAAAUAUGUCGAAUUGGCCUCUGGAAUUUUAAAGACAUAUUCUUGGAUAGUUUUGGAAGAGAUUUAAAACAAAACAAAAAAAUCGAUUUUUUGAAGCCUGUAAAGCAGACUACUGCCUUAAACCUGACCAAAAAAAAAAAAAAAACAAAUAUAUUGACAAACAUUAUUUCUAAAUAGUACUAUCAUUAUAAUUUUUGCAACCUUUUAUUUUACCUCAUCAUACAAUUCAGAAGCUUAUCAAUAUUGUUUGUUCAUACUAAAAUCAUAUUUUGCUAAAAUUAAAAAAAAAAUAAUUUUGGAAGUAGCCGAAAAAUAUUUUUAUUUUUUAAUUUUGCAUCACAUGUGCUAGUGUAUAUUUCUAUUUUAUAUUUUAUUUUAAGAUUCCAUUCAAUAACGUAAGUAUGAAAAAAUUUCCUUUGCCUUAAAAAUAAAAAAAAUUUAAAUCAAAUAAAUAUGAUUAAGCUCAAAAGAAAAUUAUACAAAGAAUGAUGCAGAAAACAUGCAAGAAAAAGGCAAGGCAACUAGUUGCAAAAACAUAAAACUUUUAAAUUGUUUGAGCAAACAUUGUGUUUCGAAAAGAGCGACAGAGAGGGAGAGCGAAAAAAAUGAUGGAAUAUGAAGAGCUUGUACACGUAGAGUUAGCUAUUUGUGUGUAUAUACAUAUAUAUAUGUAUAUGUAGUAUAUGUGGGUAAACAAAAUAUACUAUAGACCCACAGUAGGAUAAGUAACCAACCAUGACUAUAUUUCAUGAAAUUGGUUAAGAUCAAAUGGAGAUAUAAAACAAAUAAAAUAUAUUUAGUAUUAAAUAUAAAAGUAGUGCAAAGUAUUGAUAAAAACAUUUUUCUAGUAAGCAAUUGAGUCUAAUAUAAAUUAGUUAUAAAAGUAAAUUAUUUGAAAAUAAGAAAUACAUAUAAAUUAUAUACAAUAAAUGCAAAUUGAAGUUGUUAUAAAAUUAACUGUAAGUGUGUAUAUUGCAUGUAGAAAAAAUUAUAAAUAAUAACAAAUUAACACAGAGAAAAAAAAAUAACUGGUAAAAAAUUACUUUUAUUUUUAAUAAAUGUUGGGGAAGUGAAUAGUUUUUUCUCUUGGGGGUACGCGGUAGCUUUUUGCAAUAAAAAUACAUUCCGAUUACAAUUUUUUAUAUUUAUUACUAUAUUGUUUUAUUUAUUUCUUAUAAAAUUUAACAAAUUCAAAUUAGUGUCUAUUUUGAUUUAUUUUCUUUUUUUACCAAUAUUCUUUUUACUCACACCAGCUUUUUUCGAACGCUUGGUGUAUGAUUUUGAGUUGGAGUGUCGUUUCUCUUCCCAUUUCAUUUGUUUCGCUGAAGAUUUGUCCUUAUUGAAAAUUGCCUUUGAAGUACCCUGUCCCUUUGUUUUACCCGUUUCCUCCAAAAGUUCAGCAAAAUCGUCUGCGGCGGCGAACAGUGAACUCAUAUC